Messenger RNA from Pestalotiopsis fici W106-1, 3063 nucleotides. RefSeq lists its product as uncharacterized. The coding region runs from base 1 to 3063 and encodes 1020 amino acids. The record is from RefSeq and is a predicted model, not a curated record. Gene Ontology annotation, biological process: positive regulation of transcription by RNA polymerase II. Gene Ontology annotation, cellular component: nucleus. The transcript is spliced from 4 exons. Gene Ontology annotation, molecular function: sequence-specific DNA binding; DNA-binding transcription factor activity. Lineage: Eukaryota; Fungi; Ascomycota; Sordariomycetes; Amphisphaeriales; Sporocadaceae.
AUGGCGACACCCAGCGCUUCUAGUGAUACUGCGUCCGAGAAGCUCCCAGCCGACCGGCUGGGACAUGCUUCGUGGCAAUCACCAGACAACACCCGACCCCCAAGUCUUGCCCAUGGACCUACCCUUCAUAAUUUCGCCACGAUAGACCCAACCCCCCAACCUCAUCGCUCUGGCCCUGAUCCUGCAUUCAGCUUUACGUCAAGUGCUGGCGCAGCCAUCUUAAAAGACUACGAAUCUGACUAUGUGGAUUCAUUGACAUCAAAGUCUGCAGAACAUGUGGUACUAUCAAUGCCCUACCACCGGAUGAACAUGGGACCGCGACCGAAAACGCGCAAACUCACCUCCAAGGAAGACGCCAACUACCAGUGCGAGGUCAAGGGGUGUGGAAAACAGUUCAGCAGGAGCUAUAAUUACAAGGCCCAUCUCGAGACACAUGAUGAGGAUCGGGAGUAUCCUUUCCUGUGCACAGUAGUCGAUUGCGAUCGGAAGUUCGUCCGCAAAACGGAUUUGACAAGACACCACCAAAACGUACACAUGAGGGAGAAGAACCACCGAUGUGAUUACUGUAACCGGUCGUUUGCAAGGAAAGACACCCUUAGAAGGCAUAUGGAAGACGGCUGCUCGAAAAGGUUUGACAUUGGCACUCUCGACGUCCGGUCGGAAGGCUACAACUCAGCAUCGCUUGGUCCGGGGCUUCCGGCGACUGAUAUCGUUGCUGCGUCUGAAGGGACGUGUAGACUGCCUGCAUUUCAGCCGUUCACGAAGAAUGAUGUGGUGAAUAGGAAGGAAGGCGAAGCUCCCAACUCUGCUAUGCCUAAAUAUCCGUUGGGUGAAAACAUAGCCCUAAGCUAUGAAUCUUUAACAUCACUGCCGACGCACAUGACAGCAACCCAAUGGGAGGACGAGGGUACUUUGUGCUACCAGGUCGAGGUCAGGGGCAUCGUCGUGGCAAGAAGAGAGGAUAACCGAAUGAUCAAUGGUACCACUUUGCUCAAGGUUGCCGGGGUGUCUGACGCCAGACGGGAUGUGAUGUUGGCCGAGGAGCCACGGCACGUUGUCGAAGAUGGACCAAUGCAUUUCAGAGGUGUCUGGAUUCCCCUUUGGAGAGCUCUGUUGUUUGCCACCCAAAACAACGUCACAGAUUUGCUGUCUCCCUUGUUUGCCCAGAACAUCGAGAUUCCCCCGGUCAAUCAAGCAAUUUCAGUAACGACAAAUCACAAUCCAGAGGAACGAAACCAAAACAAGGCAAAGUCACAAGGGGUCAAUGUCAAAGCUGUCGAUAAUGUUCAUUCUAUUACGGAAUCUGAUAUUGCUCAAUCUGGGCCGCACCACGCGCAUCCCUCAGCAGGUGCGGAGAACGAUAUUGACGUCGAUGAGAUAUACAGUUAUGUCGAUCCCGAUUUGAGACCACGUUUGCCUACUCGCGUAGACUCUACUCUUGGGGAAAGCUCAAGACUAUUCGAAUACAAUUUGGGCGAAGAAAAUCUGGAACAUACGACCGAUGUUUUCACCAAAGAGGCUUCAAAGGUCAAGGUCUCAAGAAAACCGAGGUUUGAAGAAGGAAGUCUCUCAUCCUUUGUUCAGAGAAAACGAGUGGCUGCCCUGUCCAAUAGCGCUUCGCCCUCUUGCACCGAUGAGUACAGUGACUAUCAAGACGUGCUUGUUGAGCCCUCGGAAGAGGAAGAUGGUAUUGCAACGACAGCUUUUGGUUUGUCACCAAGUCAGAGAUCUCCUCAAACCGAUAGUGAAAGUUCCUCAGAAAGCAGUUUUGGGCUUCUAACGAGAUAUGAGCGCAAAGAAUUUCUUCUAGACCGCUUGAUGAGCUACUUUUUCAAAUUGUUCGCGUCUUGCCGUUCUUCUGUUUCAAACACUGAGGCUGCCGCGGGCUCCGAUGGAGUAUGCUUCGCUGGAACAGGGGGGAUUUCCGGUAAUUCAAGAAAGAUCUCAAAUGAUGCUAAGGGGAAAAGCAAUGCCCAAGAUCGUGGUGCGGGAGGCGGUCAAAAGCGAAGUUUUGAGAAAGACGAUGAUAAUGAUGAUGAUGCUAAUGAGAGAGACAGAAAGAAACCUGGAAAGAUUACACGAGUAGAUGGAGUCAAAAGGACUACAGGCAGAAAGCUGGCAUGUCCCUACUUCAAAAAUAACCCUGAGCACCCACGGUUGGCUAGAUCAUGUUCUGGGCCAGGCUGGGACACUGUACAUCGCAUCAAAGAGCACCUCGACCGAAAUCAUGCCCUUCCUCCAAGCUGUGACCGCUGUUAUACAGCUUUCAAAACAGAUGCCGAUCGAACUGCACACCUGAGAUUGGAGACCCAGUGUCCGCUCAAAGAGCGGCCAAGUCGAAUGCAAGGAUUUGACGGCUUUCAGAAGGACCAGUUGAAAUCUCGCCCGAAAGGCUAUAAGCAGAAAAGCGAGAUUGAGAAGUGGCGCCAUAUUUACAAAAUCCUCUUUCCAGAGGCGGAAGAGGCAGACAUUCCCAGUGCCUUCUAUGACUACAAGAGUUUCAAAGAUUCAGGACAUCCUAUCGAUUUGAUGAACAAAUAUGAGGAUUUCCUGGGCCGUGAAAUGCCUGAUCGUGUCAGGCAUCAGUUGGAACUUCGAAUUGAACGUGCUUUGGAUCCGAUCGAGCAACAGCUUCAAAGUCAGAUUGUAGACAUUGCAUGCGAUAUCCAGAUGGAUUUAUUCAAGUCAUUCCUGACCUCCAUCGGUACCGACGUCACAAGUACUGAAUCAAGUCAGAGAGCUGAGGUUAUCAGAAACAGCAGUACCCCUGGGCAGACACGGCCUCCUACAUCGAAGCCCCUCGUUGCAGAAGAGCAAGUCUCAUGGAUUCAAGCACUGCCGAUUGGGGAGUUGCCGAUGAUGGAUAUUGAUGACGUGCCAUUCUGUUUUGCUUUUCCCCAGGAUUUUGAUGGUGUGCGCUUCGACUUGGGAUCAUUUGAAGACGAACUCCUAGCACAGGACUCGACUUCAGGAACGUCGUCCAUCUCUCUGGCAGAAGUUGACCAGGACCAAUUUCCCAGUUGUACAACCUCGACUGAUCAACAGGAGUCGGUCCAAUUAUGA